Saxophila tyrrhenica is the source of this 843-nucleotide messenger RNA. RefSeq lists its product as uncharacterized. The transcript has 3 exons. Lineage: Eukaryota; Fungi; Ascomycota; Dothideomycetes; Mycosphaerellales; Extremaceae. Bases 1 to 843 code for a protein of 280 amino acids. The record is from RefSeq and is a predicted model, not a curated record.
AUGUCGGACAUAGGCCCAGAAUUACCGCCACAUCUACUCGCGAAGAGGAAGCGAAAGCAAGAAGAAGCUGCCGAAGCUGCGCCAACUACAGCUUCCGGCGCAAACCAGCCAGCGAGCCCUGGUGGCGGCGAGAAGAGACGGAGAGUGAUGGGGCCGGCUAUGCCUCCUGCACCGCUGGAUGAGAGACCUACGGAACCUCCGAAGGUCCCAGAAGACUCUGAUAGCGACGACGAUGACGGAUAUGGGCCUGCAUUACCCAGUGGUCCAACAGAGGCGAACGACGUAGACACAAAUGAUGGGCCAGGUUACUUGAAUCACUCGGACUCCAAGCAAGCUCCAGAGGAGAAGCCAAAGCGAGACGACUGGAUGAUGAUGCCGCCGAAACAGGACGACCUAGCAGCACGCAUGGACCCUAGCAAACAACGAGCACGAGGCUUCAAUACGGGCAAAGGGGCGAAAGCACCGCAAGCAGGAGGGGAGGACAGCUCGUCGUGGUACGAGACGGCAGAGCAGAAGCAGAAGCGGCUGGCGCACGAGAUGAUGGGAACAUCGAAGCCCAGUACUGUUGGGCCGUCAGGGCCAAGCCAAGCUCCAGAUGCGGCGAAAGAUGAGGCGGCUGCGAAGAAGAUACGGCAGCAUACGGAGAAAACAAGAGGACCAUCACUCAUGGACCAGCACACAAAGACGACUGGUCCGGACGCAGAUGACGACCCGAGCAAACGCGCCUUCGAUCGGGAGAAGGAUAUGGGCAGCGGCAUGCGCAUCGGACAGACGCAGAGGAAAGAGAUGAUGAACAAGGCUUCUGGGUUUUCAAGCAAGUUUAGCGGUGGCAGCUAUCUAUGA